This is a messenger RNA of Aspergillus pseudotamarii, 731 nucleotides long. RefSeq names its product PaaI family thioesterase. The transcript has a single exon. Bases 48 to 731 code for a protein of 227 amino acids. The record is from RefSeq and is a predicted model, not a curated record. Lineage: Eukaryota; Fungi; Ascomycota; Eurotiomycetes; Eurotiales; Aspergillaceae.
CCGGAUAGCGCCAUGUUAUCAAGUCUAACCCUGACAUAUUUGCAAAAAUGACAAAAAGGAUAACUCAAGGGAUUGAGACUGCAAAGAUGAAUUUCAUUGACAUUCUCAACAACGUACCACCAGAGAAUGCAUCGUUAACUUUCUUCACUGGUCUACCAUGUAGUGGCCCAUAUUUGAACGAUUCCAGCCCCUACAAGCCCAUCACAUUGCCAUCUAGAUACAAGAAAGACGACUCAUCGGACAUAUUCUUCCGCAAAACCAUGAACACCCCCAAUACCUUCCCACAUAUCCUUGCAUUCAUCAGGAAGGAGAUCUUGAGAAGUAGCCGUCCAAGAUGGGAGAACCUGGAUCGAGAGCAGAUUGGGCCGGAUAUCGUCCUACUUGUACACUUAGGCUCAGGAGGAAAUGGAUUCCGCGACACUGCUCACGGUGGAGUCCUCGCUGCACUUCUCGACGAGACGUUAGGAUGCUGUAUCGAAUCUUGGGCGAUCCAGCUUCAUGCCAGUGAACAGGCAUCAUCCUCAGCGCCGCGACCACGCUCGUAUACCGCUAACCUGAAUAUCUCAUAUCGUGCGCCGGUAGAAUCACCGGGCAUCAUCAUUGUUCACGCCUGGCUUAAGAGCAGGGAGGGCAGGAAGUGGUUUCUAGGCGCCAGGAUACUUGGUGAAGAUGGUCGCACUCGAGCGGAGGCGUCGGCCUUGUGGGUCAGUGAAAGAGCUGCCGUCAUGUAA